Messenger RNA from Penicillium nucicola, 777 nucleotides. Its product is annotated as SDR family NAD(P)-dependent oxidoreductase. Bases 1 to 777 code for a protein of 258 amino acids. Gene Ontology annotation, molecular function: oxidoreductase activity. The record is from RefSeq and is a predicted model, not a curated record. Lineage: Eukaryota; Fungi; Ascomycota; Eurotiomycetes; Eurotiales; Aspergillaceae. The transcript is spliced from 4 exons.
AUGGGAUCUCUUCAAGAUCAAGUUGUAAUUAUCACUGGUGCCUCAUCGGGGAUUGGGUUGACCACGGCAAAUGCUGCUUUGGCCGAAGGUGCCCGGGUUCUAGGCGUGGAUAUUUCCUCGCCACCGACAUCACUCAAUGAGCAUCCCAAAUUCGCAUUCUGCCAGGGAAAUCUGGUAGAUCCUUGCACACCACAGAGUGUGGUAUUGGCGUGCAAUGAAGCAUUCGGGAGGAGAAUUGAUGCCCUCCUAAACAUUGCUGGCAUUAUGGAUCAUAACCAGAGCGCAGAUUCAGUGGUGGACAGCGUGUGGGAUCGAUGCAUUGCUGUGAACCUCACUGCUCCUGUCAGAUUGAUGCGUGAGGUGCUCCCCAUCAUGCGCGAGCAGAAGUCUGGCAGCAUUGUGAACGUUGCCAGCAAGGCUGCGCUGAGCGGCGCAGUCUCGGGCGUAGCCUACACAGCGAGUAAGCACGGCCUUAUUGGGGUGACCAAGAAUGUAGCUUGGCGGUUCAAGCAUGAAGGCAUUCGUUGCAACGCUAUAUGUCCCGGUGGUGUCAGCAAUGAUACAGGCAUCCUGAAAGACCUGGAUAUCAACGCAUUUGACAGAGAUGCCCUGGCUGUCAUGUCGCCAAUACAUGCGGCACAUUCCUCGGACAAGGAAAAAGGAUAUGCUAUUACGCCAGAGGACGUUGCUAGUUCCCUGCUGUUCUUGAUUUCUCCGGCUAGUCGAAGAAUCAAUGGCGCUGUGAUUCCCAUUGACAAUGCCUGGUCAACUAUUUGA